UGGAUUUGGCCAGAGCCCCUCGUCGCGCUCGGUCGAAAGUGGGUAUCGAACACGCGUAAGAAGGGCUCUGGGUACGAGAAUGGGUUAGGGUUAGAGUUGGUGUUUGGAGUAGGGUUAGUGUUAGUAAAACCGUUGUUUUAUUACGUUUUGUCACUCUGAGGCCAGCGAAAUAAUCUCUUCCGUUUGUUGACGGCAUAAAUUGCGAUUUUAAUAUGGCGUCGCAAUUAAAGAAAUGGUCUAUUGACUGUUAAUGCUGACUCAGCGUUUUUCUCAAUAACCGCGCCGGACUGUUGAUGAAAUUGAGCCAGCAAUCACAGCCCCUGAAUGUACGGAGCGAACCUCCCUCUUUCUUUUCCUUCAUGUGGUCGAUUCAAGAAUAGUUUGGUAAUUUUUCCCAUUUUCAACAUGAAAUUUCACCCAUAAUCUCUUAGAUUUUUCUACAAUUUUUAGCUUUAGGUUGUAGCUAACAUUCCCUUUUACUUUCUGUCCAAAGCUUGUUUUUGAAAGAUGCAAAUUUUCGUCAAAACUUUGACGGGAAAGACCAUCACUUUAGAGGUACGAAAUGGCAUAAUUGAUAAUUUUGUCCACGUGUUGUUCUGUUGUGUAUGGUUGCUUUCAUGUGUGAAUUUGGUUUAAUAUGUUGUGUAUUAUUGUUUGUUAGGUCGAACCCAGUGAUACUAUAGAAAAUGUGAAAACUAAGAUCCAAGAUAAAGAGGGUACACUGCUUGUUCAACUUUUAAUAGACAGUUUUGUUGUGGUGUUCCAUAAUAUAAAGGGUCGUUGACCAAUAGAUUUUGUUUGGCUCCAGUGUGGGAAAUUUGUAUUGCGUGGCUGAGAUAUCGGCUGUGCAAUUUUGAUGCUUUCUAUAUAUUUAAUAUUAAAUUUUCGAAUUUUUGGCACAUAUUAAAUUUCCAAACUUUCCAGUUGGGGUUUUGUUAUCACAGACUUGUAACUUGUUACAUGGUGGGGUUGCAUGGCAAAGAACGUGCAAUUACAAAAUAACUGACAAACACUGAAAUACCAUGAUAGACUGGUUAACCAACUAACACUUUGCCUUAUCAACUUAGGAAUCCCUCCCGAUCAACAAAGAUUGAUCUUUGCUGGCAAACAGCUAGAAGAUGGUCGAACUUUGAGUGAUUAUAACAUUCAGAAGGAAUCCACACUUCAUCUUGUACUUCGACUCCGAGGUGGUGGCAAGAAACGUAAGAAGAAGACGUACACAACACCCAAGAAGAACAAGCAUAAGAAAAAGAAGGUAAUACUGCAAUUCCCAAAUACUCAAUAAUGGAUCGUUCCAGAAAAAAUCCACACUGAUCCCAAGGAGGAAAUCCUGCUAUCCAGAGGGGGAUUUGUUUUUGAUAAGGCAUAAAAAAAUACUUGUGAUUCCAGUUCCCGACCGACCCUAUUUUUUUCCGCCAACCCUAUUAUUUUUUCAACGCGAUUGACUGUGCAACCCUAUUUUCUCCAGGUGGUUGCGGGAUGCUCAUACAAUGUGCCAAAAUGGUGUCUGUUGUAACACUAAUUAUUGAACCAAAUUCACAUAUCAGUGACCAAAUUGCCUAAAUUCGUCCAUAGGAAAUAUGCAUCUCUAGUUAAUAUUGAUGUCGGGACUCUACUGCAAAUCGCCCAGCAAAAAACUGCCAAAACCAUGAAAAAAUAUUACCGACUCUAAUUUUUUCACAAUAUGGAACCGGAACCACACGCCUAAUAGUAAACUGUGUAUUAGGACAUCUGAAAGGAGUAGAGGGGUGUGUUAAUGUCCAAUUUCCUCUGUGGGAGAGGUAUGGAUGUUUUCUGGGAUGACCUAAUCCUACCAUGGAUUGAUUGGGUCAUUCCAGAAAACAUCCCCCAUGGAGGAAAUUGGAAGUUAAUCUCUGAACCCCAUUUUAGAUGCCCUGGUACAUUUUACUGUUAGAAGUGUAGAGAGAGAAGUGUUAGAAGUUCCCUCCCCCUUUGGAUGGCAGAAAUUUUCUUCAUAAGGGGAGUGUAGAUCCUUUUGUGGAAUGACCCAUAUUUACACUGAAAGUACAACAUGUAAAAAAUACACCCUAGUUUAUUAUUUUAUGCUGUCUGAUGCCAGACUAUUUCACUCAUUAAGGGGAGAGUUGUGUGGUUUAUAGAUGGGUUAAAAUAACUACUGUGCAUUCAGAUUUUUUAAACAUAUAUAAACCUGACCCUUAUUAGGUAAACUUGCAUUUUAUUUUCAAUGUAAAAAAAUGGUUUCUUGUAUCUAAUGCAAUUAUUCUUUGUUUAGGUAAAACUUGCAGUGUUAAAAUACUACAAGGUGGAUGAAAAUGGCAAGAUCACUCGUUUAAGACGAGAAUGCCAGUCAGAGUCGUGUGGUGCCGGUGUUUUUAUGGCUAGCCACUUCGAUCGCCAAUAUUGUGGCAAAUGUCAUCUUACAUAUGUUUUCAACAAGCCCAGUGAAGGCAAAUAGAUGCAUCUAUAAUAUGAAAUAAAAUUAAAACAAAAUUUGCAAAUGUUUAUUUUUUUGCAUUCUCUAUUAAAUCACCCUUAAACUCUACUAUAGGUGUUGCAUUUAUCAAUUAUCACUCAAAACAUUGGGCUUAU
This is a messenger RNA of Paramuricea clavata, 2571 nucleotides long. Lineage: Eukaryota; Metazoa; Cnidaria; Anthozoa; Malacalcyonacea; Plexauridae. The record is from the annotation of a GenBank genome assembly.